CCACCACCACAACAACAACUACUACAACCACAACAGACACAACCACAACCAACACCACCACCACCACCACCACCUCCUCCCCAACAACACCAUCACCAACAGCAACAGCAGCAGCAGCAGCAUCAUCAUCAUCAACAGUACUCGCCACAAAGCGGGUGGAUUAUCCUUGGAGAUGUUAUUGUACAUUGUCCUAAAAACCCCAUGGAUUACGCAUUAAGAUUCGUGGAACAUUUUUCUGAACAUUUUGAGGAGCGGAUUCGCAGUCUUUCAUUCACUGAUGAUCCAAACAGCGUCAACGCCAAGUUAUUACCAGCUGAUGGAAUUGGAAUGACUUUUCAUUCUGCGUCUCACAAUUCCCGCCCAGAAUCCCUAGCUGAACAGAACGGCAGCCACGGCGGUGACGACCACGGCGACUACGCCGACCAAGAGAACAGCGUGGUCAGCGGCGGAGGCGGCGGCGGUGGUGUCGUCGGCGGCGGUAGCGGAGGCGGUGGUGUUGGUGGUGGUGGUGGCGGCAGCGGCAGCAGCAGCAGCACGACCGCCGUUUCCACUUCCGGUCAGCUGAGCCCCACCGAGAAGCGGCGCAAGAGCUUCUUCCGGCGGUUCUCUCUCCGUGGAAUUCGGAGACGCAGUUUUUUCAAGAGUAGUUCGAAUGAUACCAAUGGUAGCGCUGAGGAACAUCACCGGAAGCACUGGAAGAUGAACAAAAACGAUAAACCGGCGACGAAAGGUAAAUUAGACAAAGUCGAAGAACAGUAUGGCAACGGCGAUGCCAGCAAAGAGGAGAUUGUUAACGUGUUGUCAGGGGAAGAUUCAAAAGGCAAAUCAAAAUGGGAAAGGACUAAAUUGGAACUAGUCAAAGAUCCUAAUGGAUAUGCUCUUAAGUUUUGUGUCCCUCCUAAGUCUUUUAAACCAAGGACUGUUCCUUUGUGCCUGAUUACGGAAAUCCGUGAAACGACAGCUUUGGAAAUGCCUGACCGAGAAAAUACUUUUGUUAUCAAGGGAGAAGGGACAAUGGAAUAUGUAGUGGAGGCGGCCGAUUGGGAAAGUAUGGUAUCUUGGCUGAAUGCAAUCCGAAGCUGCAUACAGAUGGAUCCCAGUGGGAUGGAUGCUACGCUUGUCAUGAGGCCAAGGCUACCUACAGCUCCCUCUAGUGGCAGUGGGCGUGACCGAAGAGACCUCCGACAGCGAAAUUCAGUUCACGGAACCAUUGUCAGUGGACACGGUCAAGCAGCAGUUGACCUGCGUCCCUCUCGCCACGGCAACACAGGUCAGCGUCCUGUUAGUGCCAUGGCUCACAUCGGUUCACCAUCGACACAUUUUUCACCUUCCUACCCCGACCAUGUGGGAGCAUCUGCCAGAUUUGAAGCUUCUCUUGAUGGUUCUGGCCCCGAGGGGGAACGCCAUAUUGAUCAGGUGCUGCAGGACUAUCCCUGGUUCCAUGGCAUGUUGCUGCGCCGAGAUGCAGCGCAGUUAGUAUUGCAGCAAGGUCCAAUUGGUCACGGAGUGUUCCUGGUGCGCCAGAGUGAGACACGAAAGGGAGAGUAUGUGUUGACAUUUAACUUCCAGGGAAGAGCUAAGCAUCUCCGGAUGACAAUCCAAGAUGAUGGUCAGUGCCGAGUACAACAUCUUUGGUUCCAGACCAUCUUUGACAUGCUGGAACACUUCCGGAGCCACCCAAUCCCGUUGGAGUCUGGUGGAGCAUCUGACGUCACCCUCACCGAUUACGUCAUCUCGAUGGAACGGCCGAGGACGCCGUCCACCCUUCCAAGGAACUCCCCGCGCCUCAUGUCUCACUCCGGCCGGUCGUCGUCCACAUCGAAUCUUGGUACGAGGAACAAUGCGACUCCGGUGCAAACUGGUGCCGUUAAUGGGACGAACAGUGGUGGUGGUGGUGGUGGUACAGUGGGUGUGGCAAGCAGUGUCUCAGGUGGAGUUAGUAGCAUAGUGGUGGCGGGUUCCCAGGGAGGAAGUGGCGGUGGUGGUGGUGGUGGUGGUGGACAGGGGCACCUUGUUGGGAUAAUACCAGUCUCGCUGGGUAGUGGUAGUGGUGGUAGUGGUGGCAGCGGCGGGGGUGGUGUGGCUAACAUAGUUCCCGUGGGGGCGGUUGUUGGUGGUGGUGGCAUAAGUGGGGUUGUCGCUAGUGCUGUGGUGGGGGGGCUGUCGGUCGGCGGUGGCGGUGGUGGCGGGGGAGGAGGAGGAGUGGUGGGAGGCGGAGUGGGCGGGCUGGUGAUGGGGCACGUGAACUCCCACCGUGCCGGGAUGACCGAAAACGGCAGGGACGUGAUAGUGGUCAGCGGGUCAGUUCGCUCGCGGACGGAGUCGAUCGAGAACGUCGUCCGCGAGCAGACCCAGGGGGCCCAACAGCAGCAACAACAACAACAACAACAGCAACUGUUACAACAACAACUACAGCAGCAGCAACAACAGCAGCAGCAGCAGUCACAUGGUCGAGCUGUAGAGAAUCACUAUUCCUUUGUUUAAGGGGUCAGGAAACCUAAAAAUGCAAGUGGGUUAGGGGAGAGUGGAGGUUUGGGAAAGGGGCAGGACGUGGCAGUUAGGGGUCAGCACAUGGCUUUUCACAUUCUCUUGUUACGGUUUUGUUUUGCUGUUACCCAGUGUUUGGUGGAUCUGGGUUCAAACCCAUCUGUCCGCAUAUUCACCCCUAUCUUAAUUUCCAUCCUUACCAAUUUCCUUUGAAAUGAAAAGUAGGGCUACUAAAGUGUCGGGUCUACAAAAUCAAAUAAAGAAGAAAACAGUUCUUACGUGGCGCCCCAGCAUGGCCACAAAUCAAUGACUAAAGUGAAAGAUAAAUGAUACACAUGAUAUACAUGAUAAAUACACUAGGCCGAAUCCGUCAAUGUUAUGGUCUUAAAAGUUUUAUAUUAAAAUCAAAUCUGAGCAUAAUGUAUGGUGGAGUGCGACUCAACUGUCUACACUCAACACCUCCCUCCUGCUUCCGCUUUCAUCACGAGGAGGAGGAGAGGGUUCACUGCCCCCCCUGAUUUAUAAACAAGAGUGGUGGACUGUUUUGAGUUUGAGUAGAUAAAAGGACUGGGAACUGCCAGUUUGUGAGUUCAAGUCUGACGUAACCCACCUUUGUUACGUUUCUGGCUCAGUUGCUUUGAUCCAGAAUGGUUUGUCGUGGACGGAAGGAUAGAAGGUUAACCCCUAAAAACUCAUCGCGAGAAGAAUGUUGGUUUUUUUUGGUUUUUUUCUUUAAGGAAAUAGGAUCUUACAUUCACAGGCAAUUCUAUCAAAGUUAAUUUGUUUCGCACUCCCCCCCCCCGCCCAGCACUUCCUCUCAGAGCAGUCCCUUGAGUUUGCUUCUGUAUUCUCCCGCCCCACUCCAACCACCUGUAUUAAGCAUACACAGCUGACCCAAAAGUGCCCCAAACCUAAAAAGCACCCCCCCCCCAUUCCACCCUAUGUGCCAAGUGUUUUCCUCUUAAGUCUAUUCCUUUAGACCUGUUCUGGACACCCCAAACCCACACCUCAUUUUUUUUUAGGACGGGGGGGGGCCCAGGGUUGUCCCUCACCUUGU
Messenger RNA from Octopus sinensis (East Asian common octopus), 3544 nucleotides. RefSeq names its product SH2B adapter protein 1. Bases 202 to 2484 code for a protein of 760 amino acids. Gene Ontology annotation, biological process: intracellular signal transduction. The record is from RefSeq and is a predicted model, not a curated record. The transcript has 8 exons. Lineage: Eukaryota; Metazoa; Mollusca; Cephalopoda; Octopoda; Octopodidae. Gene Ontology annotation, cellular component: plasma membrane. Gene Ontology annotation, molecular function: transmembrane receptor protein tyrosine kinase adaptor activity.